Molecule: messenger RNA, 1758 nt
Organism: Gopherus evgoodei (Goodes thornscrub tortoise)
Lineage: Eukaryota; Metazoa; Chordata; Testudines; Testudinidae
Gene: NHERF2
Product: SLC9A3 regulator 2
Exons: 7
Coding region: 286-1353 (355 amino acids)
Biological process (GO): protein localization to plasma membrane
Cellular component (GO): apical plasma membrane
Molecular function (GO): signaling receptor binding; protein-membrane adaptor activity
Source: RefSeq, a predicted model, not a curated record
CAGCAGCAGCAGCAGCAGCCCGGCCGCCGCCUCCUCUCCUCGCAGCCUGGCUCCUGCCUCUGCGCUUCUCCGCGCGUGAGGGGCCCCGUCUCGCCAGGUGCCCGGAGGGAGGCGCAGGCAGGGAGCGCACCAGCCGCCCCGGGGCCGGGGAGCUGCGGCCACUUGUUGAGCCAGCCGGGGUCCCUCGGCCCCGCGCCUCCAGCUGCGGCGCUCCGGGCUCGGCGCCCGGGCACUGAGGUUGCCCCCGGGAAGCUCCCGCUGCGCGCGGCUGGAAGGGCCCCAGCCAUGGCCAAGGACCAGCUGAAGCCCCGGCUCUGCCACAUGAUCAAGGGGGAGAGCGGCUACGGCUUCCACCUGCACGGCGAGAAGGGCAAGAGCGGCCAGUUCAUCCGCAAAGUGGAGCCCGGCUCCCCGGCCGAGGCGGCGGCGCUGCGCGCUGGGGACCGGGUGGUGGAGGUGAACGGGGUGAACGUGGAGAAGGAGACGCACCACCAGGUGGUGCAGCGCAUCAAAGCAGUGGAGUCUGAGACCUGCCUGCUGGUGGUGGAUAAGGAGACAGACGAGUACCUGUGCAGCCUGCGGCUGACGUGCACUGAGCAGAUGGUGCACACCGGCAUCCAGGUGAACUCCAGCACAUCGCCAGCCAAAUCGCCUGGCAGCGACAAUGGAGACGUUUGGAAACCGCAGCUGGAUCUGAGCGGCGGGAGCCUCCGGAGUCACUCGUCGCACAGCUUCACCUCAGAGAGCGGGAAGAAGGAUGUCAAUGGACCAACACAGGAGCUGCGUCCGCGUCUCUGUCACCUUAAGAAAGGCCCCAGUGGCUACGGGUUCAACCUCCACAGUGAAAAGUCCAGACCAGGGCAGUUCAUCCGUUCGGUGGAUCCCGAUUCACCGGCCUCUAAGGCGGGCCUCCGACCCCAGGACAAGCUUGUCGAGGUGAACGGGAUAAAUGUGGAAGGCAUGAAACACUCCGAGGUUGUGUCAAACAUCAAGGCCAAGGAGAACGAAGCCAAGCUCCUAGUGGUGGAUCCCGAAACGGAUGAAUACUUCAAGAAACUGGGGAUAAUCCCCACGGAGGAGCACAUCAAAGGUGGAGUGCCUCACCCUAUUACUAACGGGUCUGCACAAACCCAGCUGAACGGAGGAUCCAUGUCUUCAUCCCAUAGUGAUCUCCAAAGUCCUGAGAAAGAAUCAGAGGAGGGAGAGUCUAAGAAGGACCCAUUUGAGGAAAGUGGCCUGAACCUGAGCCCGACUGCGGCAGAGGCCAAGGAGAAAGCACGCGCCAAGCGGGUGAACAAGAGGGCUCCGCAGAUGGACUGGAACAAGAAACGGGAGAUUUUCAGCAACUUCUGAGCUGGGACGGCAGCUCUUCCCCUUCUCCCCAACCUCCAAACUGAACAUCUCCAACGCGCACCAGCCCCAUUCCUGGCUGUUGACCCAAGACGCUUUGUGCUCUGCUCUUUAUUGGUUGCUUUUUGCAAGGCAAAUUUUUUAAAAGGGUCGUUUAUGGACAAGUGAUUCCAAUAGAAAGAUGACCAAAGCUCCUCCCAGCACAUACCCAGCUGCCUGCGGUUCCCACAUUGCUGCUGAAGAAAGACUGGAAAGAUUUCAGCUUUGCUUCUUACCUGCUUUAUUUCAGUUUUUACUAUUUUGAGCUUCCCUGCACCGCAGAAUCCCCGGUGGGAUAUUAUGCAUUCCCAAACUGCAAACUCUCGUUCAUUUCAAUUCAAAAUAAUCUAGUUUGUUUAAAAAAAAAAA